ACCAAUGCCCAUCCCUUAGGAAAAAAAAUCACACAGGCGAACGACGGCAAGAAAAAUAGACAGGGAAAAGUGGUGAGGGAAGCAGCAGCAGAGCGCCAGAUGUAACUUUUGGAUUCCGCGAAGGGAGCAAGUCUGAUACCAAAGUAUACUGAAGGGACUUCGAAAUGACCUUUUAAGGUGACUUAAAUUUGCAAAAGAAAUGUGUUCUUCAUGCAAUCAAAGCAAACCCUUGGAAGAUGGACGCAUACAGCCUUUGCACAGACUAGUAGAGUAGAAGCCAUGCCACUCCACAAGUCCUCCCGGGCUCCUCGCCUGGAACGUACCAUGAUCUCGGCUCCGCUUGAUGACUUCCGUCACACCAUGCACAUCGGGAGAGGAGGCGAUGCCUUUGGCGACACCUCCUUCCUGUCUACACACGGACCCGGUGACAACAACACCACCACCACCAGCAGCAGCAGCUCCGACCUUGGCGCUCCAGGGAACAUGACGGCUGUGGACUCCAAGAUACCAAAUAUCAACCAGGGCGAGAAUUCAACAGAUAGCAUGGAAGUCUCAGAGUACAACGAUCUCUCCAGGGAUCACUCAGAGUCGGUGUCUUCAUUCACCUUGGACCUGGACUUGGGUCCCUCGAUCAUGGGGGACGUCCUGGGGGUGAUGGACGGGCUGGGUCUGGACUCCAAUGAGGAGGAUGUGUUCAGUCCCAGCAACAAUACGUCAUUAUCAGAGAUGAAGUCGGGACGAGGGGCGUGCGAGGACCUGUCGGUGUGCGCGCUGAAUGAGGUCAACGGAGAGGAGCUUGUUGGAUCGGAGGAGAAGCAGACGAGAGAUACCGGAGAUGGCUCUCAAGCAGAUGGGAAUUGGAGUAAAACGAAGGGGCUGCGACCAAAGGUGAGGUUUAGCGACAAGAGAGAGGAGAUCAUUCGCCAGGCAUCUGAGGAGGAAGAGGGUCAAGGGUUUACCUUUCAAGAAGAAGAAGAUGAGCUGGGCCCUGAGACCCCAACCAAAGGGGAGAAGGGAGCAAACGUUGGGGGUGCAGGAGAGACAGAGUGGACCACACGCAGGGCAGACGUGCCACCCAGCCCUGCCUCUUCACACAGCUCAGACAACAAUGAAUCAAGCCCCUUACAUUGCAGAAGGGUUGAAACCAGCAAUUUCGGGACUGACUCUGAUGAGGAGGAGGAGGAAGUGGGGGAUUGCGGAAGGGGCUAUACGUUUGAAGAUGAGUUUGAUGAUGAAAUUGGUCUAUAGGAGACAACUGGGGGAUUAUAUAUUGUUUCAAUUCAAGAUGAAACAUAAGAGUCAUAUGUCAUUAUUCCGGUGUCCCAAAAAGGGGAUACAAACACAAACUGACUAUGUUUAUUUUAUGAGAUAGGACAAGACUGAAUUCAGGUUGGACAGUUGAAUCACAUAAGUUUAACAACUGGAAAACUGACUCAUGUUAUAUCUGCAUUUAAAGACGUUCAAACUGUUACAAUCUGCCCAAAGAUAUAUUGCUUUGGUUGUUACCAAUAAAAGGCUUAUAGCACUUUGAUAAUGUUGAAACCUGAAUGCUUUAUGGUAGAAAGUGGAAAUUGGCCGACUGUGAUGUAUUCUGUGUCAUUGAAAGGCUAUUUUGAAAAUGGUAGUGUAAUGCGAUGUCUAAAGUUGUUAGUUUUUGUACAAAAGUGCCUUAAUAGGAUACAUUAUUCUGUAUUCAUGUCUUAUAACAAUAUUGUUUUUUCCAUCCUGCAUGUUUUUUUACAAUCAGUUAUAUACCAUGACGUUGCAUAAUCUAUAAUCAAAAUGUUCUGAAACCAAAAUUGUUAAGGAAAUACUUCUCCAUUUAUCAAUAAUAACUGAAGUACAUACCACGUUAAUAUCUGCUUACCAAACGUAGCUUAUUUUAAUAGUCUGAAUCGGCAGUUUAAAUGAUUGUAUAAUACCAUAGGCCAACAUAUCAAAUGGUUAAUAUUUCUUUCCUGACCUUUGGAAUUUGCAGUGGGAUGAUCUAACGGCUUUGACCUGUCUGUGUUUGUAGCUUGUCGUUCCAGAAUGUGAUGGGCCUUCCUACUUUUACAUGCCAAUGUAAUCCAUCUAUUAAAGUGUUUACAAAUGCUGUUAAUGGGAGACCUUAAUAAAAACCUCAUUUGUUUUUUAUGUCGGGCAGAUGACUAACUAGAACCUGUUCUCUGGUGAAGACCUUGUUCACACUGCUGGAUUUGAUAAAAUGAAUAAAACUAUGUACAUGAUUAUCACCAUGAAUCAUUCGUUUUGUGACCUUUGAGCUUGGCCUCCGGCUUGUAUUCUCUUCGCAGAUACUUAACCUUUAAUAGAAUACUAGUAUGAGUGUGUUCUUAGCCUGGGCCUUGGUGAACAACAUUGUUUAGAACCCGUUAAAAUACUAGUCUGUUUAAGACACACAAUAGAGAAGUUUACUAUGGAACAAUAUGUUUUUUAUUUUGCGCAUGCAAUUUUGAAUGCAUUUCAUAUCAGUUCACGUCAUCUGUAAAAGUACAGACUCAGAUCAAUAGGAGAUACAACCCAGCUUUAGGCUUUUCUAGAAAA
This is a messenger RNA of Gadus chalcogrammus (walleye pollock), 2544 nucleotides long. RefSeq names its product CDC42 effector protein (Rho GTPase binding) 5 (gene cdc42ep5). The transcript is spliced from 3 exons. The record is from RefSeq and is a predicted model, not a curated record. Lineage: Eukaryota; Metazoa; Chordata; Actinopteri; Gadiformes; Gadidae. Bases 211 to 1248 code for a protein of 345 amino acids.